AUGUCCAAUUCAUUACACAAGACCAUAAUCGAGCAAUUUGCUGAGGCCGUCAGUGGUCAUCAAAUAAAUCAACUCGAUAGUUUUCUCGAAGUAGAUGUUCAGAAAACAACCAAUUCGAAAAUAAUCUACAAAAAUAUUCAGGAAGCUCAAGAUUAUUACGGAAAGGAAAAUUCAACUCAGUGGAAGAUUCUGGAGUUUAUACAAGACGAUCCAAAUGGCAAUACGAUGCAGACUCGAAUCAUUCAUGGUGACAAAACAUACAAAACAUCGUACACAUUUAGUUCGGCAGGAAAAAUUCAUCGCAUCGAUACUAUUAUCGAGCAAUAA
Molecule: messenger RNA, 327 nt
Organism: Rotaria socialis
Lineage: Eukaryota; Metazoa; Rotifera; Eurotatoria; Philodinida; Philodinidae
Source: the annotation of a GenBank genome assembly